AUGCUCGUAAUCGCAGACCUUCUUGCUAAUACUAUCUCUGCUGGUAUAAUUUAUAUUAUAAUUUAUUGGAUUUCUAAACGGACAAAUAAAUUAUUAGAAAAAUCAAUUCGUGAUGCAUUUGACCCGUCGUCUCUUGAUGAAGAUAAUAGUAGUAUGGACACUGAUGACUUCAAUCAUGAUAACGGAUCAUCGCCUAACAAUGAAAAUGAUGAAGAAAAUAGCAACAAAUCAUCACUAUCAUCAUCUACCGCACCAAAAACAACUGCAACGGUAAGAAAUAAAGCUCAAAGUAAAGGGAGAAAAAUUACCAAAAUAUCUUCCGCCACCGCCACCACUAACGUGCGCAAGAGAAAAGGAAGGCAACCUUCCGAGACUUCUAACGAUUUAAAUAACGGCGGAAAAAGUGAAGCAAAUAGUAUGGAUGUAGAUGAAAAUAAUGUUAAAACUGAAAAAAGUACUAAUGUUGCUCAAGAAGCCAACGAUUCAAGCGAACAUCAGGCAGAAUCAUCUGCUCAUGAUCAUUCUAGUCCAAUCGAAAAUCAAGAAUCAUCUACCGCUAGAUCAAACAAAUCAUUAGAACACGAAAAACUUGAGAAAAAAUUGCUACGCUUAAGACGUAGAUUACAAAGAUUGGUACUUAAGGAUGAAGGGAUUGAGCCUCAAGAUGUUGAGAAAGUCAAUGAAAUAUUCGAAGAAAUCGAAAAAUUCCCCGUUUCUGUUCCGAUGUUGAGGGGCACUAAACACAGAUUUAAUCAGCCGAUGGCAAACAUUGUUAGAAGACAACAACUUUAUCAUUCAAAUCGAUAA
This is a messenger RNA of Entrophospora sp. SA101, 807 nucleotides long. The record is from the annotation of a GenBank genome assembly. Lineage: Eukaryota; Fungi; Glomeromycota; Glomeromycetes; Entrophosporales; Entrophosporaceae.